AUGUCCGUUACCUUGUGUGAUCAUUGGAUAUGCAUCAACGGGGUUUUGUAUUACAUAGGUAAAGAAGAUGUAGUAGGUGGUAGUUACUUGAUAAUCUGCUUUGACGUUAGGUCUGAGACAUUCAAGUUUGUUGAAGCAGAAUGCUUUCGUGAUCCAGAAGCUACUAAACUGAUCAACUGUAAAGGUAAAUUAGGUGGGGUAGACUUCAAAUAUAAUCGGGCUAGUGCCAUUGUGUUGUACCUGUGGAUUCUAGAGGAUGUCGAGAGAGAAGAAUGGUCGACAUAUGUUUACACUUUGCCUGUGAACGAUAUCUGCGAGAAUGUUGUUGUUGUUGGGAUGACUAGUACAGGUGAGAUUGUUCUUUCGGAGGAGUAUACAUCCAAACGGUUUUAUGUUUUCUACUUCAGUCCCGAAAGAAACACUUUCCAAAGAGUUGAAAUCCGAGGUCCUGGAGAAUACUGUGAAGCUUUUGACGAUGACUGCAGAGUUUAUGCAUUUGUAGACUAUGUAGUUGAUUCUAAGUUUAUAACAAAACAGUCUAGCUAG
This is a messenger RNA of Raphanus sativus (radish), 546 nucleotides long. RefSeq names its product putative F-box protein At1g33020. The record is from RefSeq and is a predicted model, not a curated record. The transcript has a single exon. The coding region runs from base 1 to 546 and encodes 181 amino acids. NCBI's taxonomy places the organism in Eukaryota, Viridiplantae, Streptophyta, Magnoliopsida, Brassicales, Brassicaceae.